UCAAUGUUUUUAAGUUCAAGAUUCAGAGCUUCAUGAUUUCCCUCCAAUAACCGCACGCUUCCCUUUUUUUUUUUCAUUUGAUUUCUCUUUUUUCUUCUGGAUCACCAGUCUGAUGAUGAUUGCUCUGCGCCGCGCACAAUAAACCCCUUUGGAUUCCUUGAAAAUUCUUCUUCUUCUUCUUUCUUUCUCGGAGGUAAAUAUUCCCGUACCUUUUCUUAUCCUUCUCUCUCUCUUUCUCUUUCCAAUUUCUAGGGUUUUGCGCUUCUCUGUUUGCUUCUCGCGAUAGUUUCUACUCCAUUUCACUUCAGGUCACACUGACAUGGAUUCUAUGGCACAAACUUUCAAUCACCGCUUGACAUCGAUCAAAUUAUGGCCUCCUAGUCAGAGUACCAGGCUACUGCUUGUAGAAAGAAUGACCAAGAAUCUCAUAACUCCAUCUAUUUUCUCGAGAAAGUAUGGCCUGCUGAGUAAAGAAGAGGCCGAGGAGGAUGCCAAGCAAAUAGAAGAAAUUGCUUUUGCAAAUGCAAAUCAACACUUUGAGAAGGAACCGGAUGGUGAUGGAGGUUCUGCAGUGCAAAUAUAUGCCAAAGAAUCAAGUAGGCUUAUGCUGGAAGUUUUAAAAAGGGGCCCUAGAACUAAGGAGGAUGGAGAGAUAAUAUCUGACAUGCUCACUACUGGCCAUGAGACAGUCUUUGAUAUAUCUGGUGGUCGCCGGUCGUUUCUUGAUGCAGAGGAGGCUGAGGAGCUUUUGGAACCCCUUAAAGAGCAAGGGAAGUCAUAUACUAAGAUAUGCUUCAGCAAUAGAAGCUUUGGUUUGGAUGCAGCUCGUGUUGCUGAACCCAUCUUAGCAUCCAUAAAUGAUCAAUUGGUGGAAGUGGACCUAUCAGAUUUUGUUGCGGGAAGACCAGAAGCAGAAGCUCUUGAGGUCAUGAAUAUAUUUUCUUCUGCUCUGGAAGGAUGUGUUUUGAGGUAUCUGAACCUGUCAAACAAUGCCAUGGGUGAGAAGGGUGUUAGAGCAUUUGGAUCACUCUUGAGAUCGCAGAAAAAUUUGGAGGAACUUUAUUUGAUGAAUGAUGGUAUCUCUGAGGAAGCUGCAAGAGCAGUUGCUGAGCUAAUUCCAUCGACUGAGAAACUUAGGGUCCUUCAAUUUCACAAUAACAUGACAGGAGAUGAAGGAGCAAUUGCUAUUUCAGAUAUUGUGAAACGGUCACCUGUUUUGGAGGAUUUCCGGUGUUCUUCUACUAGGGUAGGCUUGGAAGGGGGUAUAGCGCUAGCUGAAGCACUGGGGACCUGUUCCCGUUUGAAGAAGCUUGAUUUGCGUGACAAUAUGUUUGGUGUAGAAGCUGGAGUGGCUCUGAGUAAAGCUCUGUCUGCCUUUUCAGAUCUUACUGAAAUUUACGUUAGUUAUCUUAACUUAGAGGAUGCAGGUGCAGAAGCCCUUGCCAAUGCUCUAAAGGAGUAUGCACCUUCACUUGAAGUUUUGGACAUUGCUGGUAAUGACAUCACAGCCAAAUCUGCUGCUUCCUUAGCAGCCUGUAUUGCUGCAAAACAAUUUCUUACCAGGUUAAUUUUGGCGGAGAAUGAACUGAAGGAUGAAGGUGCAAUUCUCAUCGCCAAAGCAUUGGAGGAGGGUCAUGGACAGUUAAAUGAGGUUGAUGUCAGCACAAAUUUAAUUAGAAGGGCUGGUGCAAGGGUUUUGGCUCAAGUUGUUGUGCGGAAGCCUGGAUUUAAAUUGCUAAAUAUUAAUGGUAAUUACAUAUCCGAUGAAGGGAUUGAUGAAGUGAAGGAUAUUUUCAAGAAUUUUCCAGGUAUUCUUGGGCCAUUGGAUGAGAAUGACCCCGAAGGGGAAGAUAUAGAUGAAGAUGCUGAAGAGGAGCGUGCUGAUAACGAUGAUGAAUUAGAAUCAAGACUCAAAGGUCUUGAGAUCAAACAUGAGGAAAUUAAUUUAAACGUUUAGUUGCUGUAUAACAUAACACUAUUGCAAAAAUGUGUUAGAACAGUCUGAAUAUUCUGUUGCAUUAAGAUCAUUGAAAACAAUUGGCAGCUUGUGCUAAUUUCAGCUCAUAUUAUUAUUAUUA
Molecule: messenger RNA, 2078 nt
Organism: Ziziphus jujuba (common jujube)
Lineage: Eukaryota; Viridiplantae; Streptophyta; Magnoliopsida; Rosales; Rhamnaceae
Product: RAN GTPase-activating protein 1
Exons: 2
Coding region: 320-1957 (545 amino acids)
Molecular function (GO): GTPase activator activity; protein binding
Source: RefSeq, a predicted model, not a curated record